CAAUGUCCCUCCCAUAUAAGGAAAGGUAUAAUAUACACAACUAAAAAUGAUCAUGCAUUCUUUGAAGAGCGAGCUUCUAAGGCCCUGCACUAACCAUUACUUCCAUGGCGUGUGUGUUCUACUUUGUAACUCUAUCUUUAGUUCUCUUUAAAGGGAACUGUUUGUCCUGCAUACAGUGCAACAGCUUCAAUGACACUCCCUGCAUUGGUAACUCCCAGACUUGUUCUUCCUCAAAUGAUGUUUGUGCAUCUACACUAAUACAUCAAACAGGAGAUAUGUGGCACAGCUCCUUUUUUAUUAGAUACUGUGCUAAUGUCAAGGAGUGUGAUAAAUCAGGAAUAGUAUCAAAUCUUUAUACCACAACACUAUCCAGCACAAAAUGCUGUAACUUUGACAACUGCAGCCCACCUGCUCCUUCGUUGCCUUCACAAAACAACACUGAGAAUGAACUUAUCUGUCCAUCUUACUUUGAUGCAAAAUUGGAAGCCUGUGAUAUAAAAAACUACACAAAAUGCACUGGAGACCAGAAUCGAUGCAUACGCUAUUCUACAACUACAACUUUAGCUUCAUCAAAAUCCAGCCUUUACGUUGGUGGCUGUUCCACUGAGAGCCUGUGUCUGAUAAGUAACAGCUACAUAUCGGCUCCUAGAUUGACUCUGGAAGUAAAACGAUCAUGUAGCAACAAAGCAAGCGCUCUCAGUUACACCCUAGGGAAUAUUUAUUUAUCUGCAUUAUUCUGCAUAAACAGCCUUUUCCUUCAUUACUAUCUGAUGUUGUAAAAUAUAUUUAUUUUGUUGUAAAAAUGAAGCUAUUCGAGGGAGUUGAGAGUAAGACUGAAACCUUCAUGAUUUGGAUAGGGCAUGCAAUUUGUCUGCAUUUAAAUUUGGCUGUUAUUAUCAGAAUGGUGACUGUUACAAACCUUGAGGGUUUGAAAUUAACUGUGUAAGUAGUUUGUAAGAUCAACAGAGGGUACAGUUUUAGGUGACACAAUAUGAAAUGUUUAGUAAGACCAAGACCCAAACAGCUGAAUUGCCCUACAUCAAUUUUGUCUAUGCAUGUUUAUAAAUAAAGAAUAGUAGGAAAUGGAAAAAAUAUUUUUCUUUUGAGAGAUUGCAUUCACCUUCACGUUUCCCUCUCCUGUUUUAAAAACUCCCACACAGGGAUUCACUUGAUCUCCACUGAUGCUUUUAAAAAGCAGAUGGGUACAAUUGGAUGGAUAGAUCAAGAAACCACAAUACACAACAAUAUCCUACUUGCAGCUUAAAUCUAGCUAGAUUCUCCCAAAGGUCUAUAAAAAAAACAAAAAGGAAAGAUACCAACAUUGCAUAAUCAAUUUACAACUAAAUGACACAUUAAGAGGAAAAUACACACAGGGGCUUAACAGAAGAAUAUUCUGUAUUAGAUGUAAAAAGUAUGGACUUGAGGUGAAGACAUGCUAUGCUUGACUCACAAGUGACCUUUCCAGUAUCAGGUCUCAGUUUAACCCUCCUUCUUUUGUUCAUAAUCAAGCACUUCUGUAUCUGGUCCCGUGCAGGCAAUUCUAAAUCAGGGUCCAGAAUAGCCACUUCUUUUUUAGCCACACUGAUGCCAAGUUCCAGGAAAACAUAUUGCAAUGCCUUUUUAAAGUAUUAUAAAGAGUGUUAGGUUUCUCAAAUUAGAUAUCUUUAUAUCUCUCACUUAUUUUUGUGCUUUUGCUAAGUCGUGUCUCUUUUUCUGCCGCACAUUUCCUCUCAUGCCCCUCAGAAUGCUGUACUCUGAAAAUCAUAAUAAAUAUAUUUAUAUUUCUAAUAAAACAUGCUGUUGUCUUGUGUAUAUAGAUAGGCAUGGAAGGAGAAUGGUAACAAUCAAACCACUUCAGAACUGGAAAAACAGGGUGGAUCAUAAUGCUACAAUAUGGAUGGCUAUAUUCACAUCUGUAAGGAAGGAAAAACUUUUCAUGAUUCCAUACACAAAAUAAUGAAUCAAUAGUCAGCGUAUUAGCAGGUUUCACAUUGUUUUGUUCUUAAAGCAGUGUGCUUAUCUCAAAUAUAGAAGGGGAGGUCGCAUUCCGUGCCCUCAGAGCUCUGGUUAGCUGUUUUGCAAAAUAAAAGUGUCUAAAAACCCCAUCAAAAAUAUAUUACAAAAUAUACUUACACUCAUAAAAACAUCAUCUGAUAUAAAUUAUAUAAAAAAAAAAAAUAUUGCACACAAAAGGGCUCAAAGAAAUGAAGUCUCAGGUGUUAGAGAAGAAAAAAACAUCAGUCUAAGUGCUUGGAGUGCCUUGGAGCCCUUUGCAGUUAAUAGAGGAAAACUUAAAAAAACACGUAAAAGCAUAUUUAUGCAAUAUUCAUAUAUUUAAUAAAGUGUUAUACUAUGUAUUUACUGUAAAUAUUUCCCAUUCCAAUGUCCUGCAAAUAGCAGAAUAUGUUCUAUGUAUUUUAAAUAGAUAUAUAUCUGUAUAUAUCUAUACCUCUAUAUACUGUAUUCAAGUGUGUGUAUAUAUAUAUAUAUAUAUAUAUAUAAGCAAGCACAGAAGAGGGCACACACGGGUUUUAUAUCAUCCAAAGUUUAUCUUUAUUCAAUGUAUCACAUCAUGUAAAAGUCAUGAGUGCCCUCUUCUGUACUUACUUUUGUAUGAAUAUUAUUGAGGAGUCACCUGGUCAACUACUGUGAGAUCAGUGAGUGCAUGAAAUUGAUAGAAUAUAUAUAUAUAUAUAUAUAUAUAUAUAUAUAUAUAUAUAUAUAUAUAUACUAUAUAUAUGUAUAUAUAUUUAUACUGUACCACAAAACCAUCAGAUAUAUGUAGAAAUAUGUAUUUAUAAAUAAAUGUAACAUAUUCUUCUUUGUUAAGAACAUUGGAAUGGAAAAUAUUCAUAUUUUCAUGUUGAGUUAGCACACUUGAAAAUAUGUGAUCAGGUUUGCACACGAGUAGGGUGUAUUUUUCCACUUCUUUUUCUCCAUUGAAUUAUUUGGGGAAUACAUGAACAUGUACGCGAUUUCCUAAGUUCGGCUAUUUAUGUUCGUCAGUUAACUUGCAAGCGAAAACAGUUUACUUUCAACUCAUAAUACGAGCACAAUCCAACGAGCACAAACAGCUAACUUCUAUCACAGUUAACGCUCAAGCAGGAGCGUUAAAUAUCAUUCUACUUCUAAUUUGGCACUAACUGUUUUAAUUAUUAGACUUGCUAGGGGGAAAUAUAUUAGCUUGGAAAGGUUAGAUUAAAAAAAGUUAUUUGGGGAUAAAUUUGUGAACAUUUGAGAGAUCUGACAUUAACACUUGUAACAUCUGCUGUGUGGUGAUGCUGUAUCUGGCUUUAAUUAUGGCUUCCCAUGUAUGCUGAUAUUAAUGCCUUAUUUGACACCCGGAGAUAUGUAAUAUAUUUAUAGUUUAAACAUAACCUUGCUUAUAAGCUGAUUACUGAUUUAUAUAAUUGCAAUAUGUUCAUAAUAAACACUGCUAUUAUUAUACUACA
Molecule: messenger RNA, 3452 nt
Organism: Bombina bombina (fire-bellied toad)
Lineage: Eukaryota; Metazoa; Chordata; Amphibia; Anura; Bombinatoridae
Product: phospholipase A2 inhibitor and Ly6/PLAUR domain-containing protein-like
Exons: 5
Coding region: 105-779 (224 amino acids)
Source: RefSeq, a predicted model, not a curated record